This is a messenger RNA of Lytechinus pictus (painted urchin), 3239 nucleotides long. RefSeq names its product sialin-like. Gene Ontology annotation, cellular component: membrane. Gene Ontology annotation, biological process: monoatomic anion transport; transmembrane transport. The coding region runs from base 101 to 1663 and encodes 520 amino acids. NCBI's taxonomy places the organism in Eukaryota, Metazoa, Echinodermata, Echinoidea, Temnopleuroida, Toxopneustidae. The record is from RefSeq and is a predicted model, not a curated record. Gene Ontology annotation, molecular function: transmembrane transporter activity. The transcript is spliced from 10 exons.
AUUAUUAUUGCGCACAUUGCCUGAGAUGCAGUUUACAACUGGUGGCUGUGCAUUCGCCUACGUCCUACAGAUAAACUUACCCUCAGAUCUCUGAUUAACAAUGGAAAAUGAAUUUUCAUCUACCGAAAAUGGGGUAGAUUUUUUACAUGGAAAGCUUCUGUCGAAGACAAGCAAUGGAGAAUGUGAAAAACAACCUCUUUUAGUCUCAGACAAAGAUCCUGGCAGAAAACCAAGAUGGUCUACCAGAUACUUUGUGGCUGUGAUGGCAUGCAUUGGAUUCGGCUGUUCCUACGGAAUGAGGGUUAACAUGAGUGUCGCUAUAAUCGCAAUGGCCAACAGUAGUUAUAGCACCGAUUAUAACCUCAACUCAUCAACAGAACUUUGCCCACAACAUGGUGAUUACUAUGGCAACGAAACAAGUGGCGAAAGCAAGGAGGGCGAGUUUCCUUGGGAUGCCCAUACACAGGAGCUCAUUCUGGCGGCUUAUUUUUACGGUUUCGUUCUUCUUCAAGUACCCGCGGGUAUCCUAUCCGACAAAUACCCAAAGUCCUGCCCCUGGAUAUACGGCGUUGGAAUAUUCAUAUCGGCCAUCGGUUCCUUGCUUACACCGCUGGCUGCCUAUCACAGUGUGACUGCGAUAUUCGUCACCCGGUUCAUAUGCGGAUUGGCUGAGAGUGGAUCCUAUCCAUCGAUGUACUCGUUUAUGUCGCGCUGGUCUCCUUCUGCCGAUCGAAGCAUUCUCCUUGCGAUAACUUACUCAGGUCUACCACUCGGCAAUGUUUUGAUUCAACCAAUCUCCGGUGUCUUGGCUGAAUCGUCGUAUGGAUGGCCGUCAUCUUUUUACCUGAUGGGCGUAUUAGGUAUCGUAUGGUUCAUCUUUUGGGCACUUUUCGUCUAUGACUCCCCCAAUUCCCAUCCAAGCAUGAACCCGGAAGAGAAAGCAUACAUCAUCCGUGACCUUGAACUUUGGAAAAAGCCACCCACCUCGUAUCCAUGGUUACACAUCCUCACCUCACCUCCGGUUGCGGCUGUUCUUGUUGCUGAUUUUGCCAUCUUGUGGAUCCUGCAUUCUUUAACAACCAAUCUACCGAUAUUUCUGAGCGAAGCUCUUAGAUUUGACGUUAUUAAAGUUGGGGCCCUUUCAGCAUGUCCGUACGUCGCCCUUUUUAUUCUCUUGUUAGGAGGCGGUUUUCUAGCUGACUUCUUGAUUUCUAAAACCAAUCUUUCUAGAACUCUAAUCAGAAAACUAAUGACCUCUCUAGGACUGGUCUCCUCCGCUGUGUUUAUGGUGGCAUCUGGAUACACAGGCUGUAACGGUGCUGCCACCGUGACGACGCUCUCUCUCGGUCUAGCUUCGACAGGAUUUGUCUACUCUGGAGCGUCCCUCACGCAGAUGGAGUUUGCGGCACCCUACGCUGGAAUGGUAACGGCCAUCACGAACACUUUUGCGAACACGCCUGGGUUUUUGGCGCCGUUGAUCGCGGGUGUUGUCACUGAAAAUCAGGCCGACAUGCUCGGAUGGCGCACGAUGUAUUGGAUCGCUUUUGGAAUCGCCAUCUUUGCCGAGAUAUUCAUUCUUUUCUUCUGCUCCUCCAAACCACAGUCUUGGGCCAUGAUAGGUGAAGAUGGACAGAAAACGAGCGGAUACGACGGAAUAAAGUGAAAUACUGACUUACCUGGCACCCGUAGCUGAAAGAAUGGCAACUAUUGUAACUUUUACCAUUGUUGUUAAUUACCAUGGAAACGGAAAACUUGACUGUGAUUGGCUGCUGAGUCAUGUAAUACCCCGUUCCCUCCGUCAUGUGAUCCGUUACGAACGCCACGAUUGGGCUUUCGUAACUGACCCAUUGUGAAAUUUUUCCUACGAUAUAUACGAUUGCCUCGACUGAUCCGAUACGACCUUAUACGAUCUGAUACGAUCAUUACGAAUACCCCAAGAUUAAAACCACCGUUUCAAUCCGAUUUACGACUGGCCUUUCGUAGCUGAUCGCGAAAAUUUUUGAGUCAUUCAAAAUAUUUUUACGAUCAAUACGAUUGCUACGGUCACCACGAUCAUGGGCGGAAAUCUGUCCCCAAAGGUAGGGGGACCAGGGCCUGGAAAAUUUGACAAGCAAAAAAAAAAAAGGUUUUCACCAAAAAUGUAAGCUCAUUUAAUCCAAAAUACAUGUAUUAUUUCGAUUGUGAAGUGAUGUAUUUUUCCCCAUCAUAAAAUACCAAAAAUAGUAGGGGGACAUUUGAUAUUGUGUCCCCCUGCUAUUUUUGGUAGGGGGGACCCCCCUGGGAUUUCCGCCCAUGAACACGAUUACUCUACAAUUAAGACCACGGUUUCAAUCGUGUCGCGAAUUGUGGCAGUGGGAACUAGGUAUUAGCCGUCCAUUUUAUUACAGUCGAAAUGAUUGCAACGACUGACGUCAAGAUCUGAUACGAUCACUACGCUUACUCUGCGAUCUAGACCACGGUUUCCAUCAUGGCGCGAAUCGUGGCAGUGGGAACUAAGUAUCACGAUGAUAGUUGCCAUCAUGCCAAAGUUGCCACAGUUGAAACAGGCACCUGGGGAGCUUUUUAUCAACAUUUUCUUUCCACAAAAUUUAGUUGUCAGGUCUGACAACUUUCCUUGAUUAUGAUUGGCUGAGAGGCACUGUUACCAUAGUAACUGCCGGAUAAAACAGUACUUGUCGGAUGAAACGUCUGACAGGUCCUUUCAUGAAACACUCCCUUUGUGCUGACAUGUUACUUUUAUUAGGGUAUAUAUCCACUCUUGAAUUAUCUAAAUACAUAAAUGUAAAAAAAGUAGUGGUUAAAACUAUUGCAUUGAAUUCAAAUUCGAUGGAUUCACUUGUUUAUACUAUCAAUAUCAACUCUUAUCGAGGCUACAUUAUGUCGGCCUACUUUUAGAUUCCUUUCAUGAAAAAACAAAUCUUUAAUGGGCAUAUGCUCUAGCGUUUUCUUUUUUUUUAUUCAUAUUCCGGUUGUUUGACCUGGAUUUGUUUUUACAUCCUGUAUUUGUAAUAUUAUUGUUUACCGCCGACGUUCUGAGUGCAUUAAUGGAUUAAAAAGAAGGAGAAGGUAACAAUUACGCAUCAACAUUCAAUUCACUUCCCCUGACUGUCAAUUAUUGCCGCAGCAAUCCAAAUACUGAUUCAAAUAAUGCAUCAUUUUGUGUGCUUGGUAUAGACAUUACGGCAUAGGCGGAUCCAGAGGGGGGGGCCGAGGGGCCCGGGCCCCCCUAUUGGCGGAGC